Sciurus carolinensis (gray squirrel) is the source of this 1725-nucleotide messenger RNA. RefSeq names its product pentraxin 3 (gene Ptx3). The transcript has 3 exons. Gene Ontology annotation, biological process: innate immune response. NCBI's taxonomy places the organism in Eukaryota, Metazoa, Chordata, Mammalia, Rodentia, Sciuridae. Gene Ontology annotation, molecular function: complement component C1q complex binding. The record is from RefSeq and is a predicted model, not a curated record. Bases 62 to 1165 code for a protein of 367 amino acids.
CUCACUGGAGCCCUGGCUUGCUCCCUCCCGCCAGCCAGGAAAGAACUUCGUCUCUCCAGCAAUGCAUCGCCGGGUGAUUUUUCUUUGCGCUCUCUGCGCUGCAGUGUUGGCGGAGAACUCGGAUGACUACGAUCUCAUGUACGUGAACAUGGACAAUGAAAUAUUCAACGGACUCCAUCCCACCGAGGACCCCACGCCGUGCGACUGCCGCCGGGAGCACUCGGAGUGGGACAAGCUGUUCAUCAUGCUGGAGAACUCGCAGAUGCGCGAGGGCAUGCUGCUGCAGGCCACCGACGACUUGCUGCGCGGCGAGCUGCAGCGGCUGCGCGCGGAGCUGGGCCGGCUGGCGGGAGGCCUGGCGCGGCCGUGCCCCGCGGAGGCCGGGCUGGCGGGCGCGCUGGAAGAGCUGCUGCGGGCGAGCCGCGACGCGGGCCGCAGGCUGGCGCGCCUGGAGGGCGCCGAGGCGCCGGGCGCGCUGCUGGAGGAGCUGCGGCGGACGCGGGCGGAGCUGCGCACCCUGCAGGGCUGGGCGGCCCGGCGCUGGCUGCCCGCAGGCUGCGAAACGGCGCUCUUAUUCCCCAUGCGUUCCAAGAAGAUUUUUGGAAGCGUGCAUCCGGUGAGACCCAUGAAGCUGGAGUCCCUCAGUGCCUGCAUCUGGGUCAAAGCCACCGAGGUCUUGAACAAGACCGUCCUGUUCUCCUACGGCACCAAGAGGAAUCCCUACGAGAUCCAGCUGUACCUCGGCCCGCAGGCCGUGGCGUUUGUGGUGGGCGGAGAGGAGAACGCGCUGGUGGCCGACACCGCGGUCUCCCCGGGCAGGUGGACCCACCUUUGCGGCUCCUGGACUUCGGCAGAAGGGCGCGCGGCGCUGUGGGUGGACGGCGAGCUGGUGGCGGCGGCGGCGGGGAAGGCCAGCGGCCACGUGGUCCCCGAGGGCGGCGCGCUGCAGCUGGGCCAGGAGAAGAACGGCUGCUGCGCGGGGAGCUUCGACGAGGCCCGGGCCUUCGCGGGCAGAGUGACGGCCUUCAACCUGUGGGACCGCGCGCUGCGCCCCGAGGAGGUGCGCGCGGCCGCGGGGUCCGAGUCCUGCAGCCGCCGGGGCAACGUGGUCGGCUGGGGCGUCACCGAGAUCCAGCCGCACGGAGGCGCGCAGUACGUCUCCUAGGCUUGCACCGAGUCAAGGUCAGACUCGCUGCAGCCCCGCCAGAGGCCGAGGCUCGAGGCCGGCGCGCAAUGGGAACACUUGAGACCGGUCGACCUGAGAGGCCAGAUGGGCCUUUAUUUAUCUUGGCAAAAUCCAGAGUAAACAGCGGAAGGGAGACAGCGGAGAAGGCUUGGGGGACUGUCACCAGACCGGGCCGCGCCUUCAGAUUAAUGCGGUGUCGCUGUCAGAUAAACGCCAAAUAAUUGAAAAGAGCUGUACUGUUGAACAGAGGGGCGACUGUUCUGCUCUCCUUUGGUUAAUUUAUUCUUGGCCAGAGAUGAAUUUUGCAUUGGAAGAAUUACAAAACAGGAUCGGUUGUCCACUGUUCAUUCUUACUGGUAUGUACUUUUGCUAUGGAAAAUGAUGAUAAAAACAUAUUUAUACCACAAAGUGACUUAACGAAUACAAAUGUAGUUUAUGUGUUAUGGUCAAAUGUCUCUUUUUUUUUAAGAGGAUAGUUGUGUAAGUUAUAUUCUGAAAUGGUUUGUAUUAAUUUUAUUUUUGUAAAGCUCUGCUGUAAA